Messenger RNA from Galeopterus variegatus (Sunda flying lemur), 1079 nucleotides. Its product is annotated as insulin-like growth factor-binding protein 5. The annotation marks the transcript as partial. Gene Ontology annotation, molecular function: fibronectin binding; insulin-like growth factor II binding; insulin-like growth factor I binding. Gene Ontology annotation, biological process: regulation of insulin-like growth factor receptor signaling pathway. Lineage: Eukaryota; Metazoa; Chordata; Mammalia; Dermoptera; Cynocephalidae. Gene Ontology annotation, cellular component: extracellular region. The record is from RefSeq and is a predicted model, not a curated record. The transcript has a single exon.
AAGAGCUAGGAAAGAGCUGCAAAGCGCUAUAGGCUUUUUCCUUUUUUUUUUUUUUUUUUCCUUUUGUUGUUGUUCCUUUUAAUUACCCCCUCCUCCUUUUGCACCCUUCUCCGGACUUCACGCAGAACCUGCGAAUUUCGAAGAGGUGGUGGCAGAGUGAGAGAAAAGAGGUGUCAGGGUUUGGGUUUUUUUCUUUUUUCUUUUUUUUUUUUCCGAUUUCAACACUUUCUCCCACCCUCUCGGCUGCAGCCAACUCCUCUUACCUGUUCGGCGGCAGUCGCGCGCCGCUGGCAGCGGAGGGUUAGAAAGGAGAGGGGUGUAUUUUAGAUUUUAAGCAAAAUUUUGAAAGACAAACCCAUCUUUCUCCCCCACCCCCUUCUCCAUAGCCUCUGAGCUCUCGGUGGUUGGUUUGGGGGUGAGCAAUUUUGUGGCUUUUUCACCCUACAAUCCUGACCAGAGCGGACUUGGGGGUUCCUCCGGUCUCCGCUGACUCUGCGUGCACCUGGCGCUACCCGCUUCCCCCCCAACCUGUUGCAAGUCUUUAAUCCUUGCGAUUGGGACUUGCUUGCAGGCACCCCAGUCCUCCAUCUCUCACUACAUUUUGCAAGUGUCUGGAGGAGGGCACCUGCUCUACCUGCCAGAGAUUUAAAAAAAAAAAAAAACUCCCUGCUCCCUCUUGGCCCCUUUCUCCCUGCUCUGUCGCUUUCCUGCCCCGCCCCGAGGUAAAAGGGGAGACUCGGAGAAGAUGGUGCUCACCGCGGUCCUCCUGCUGCUCGCCGCCUGUGCGGGGCCGGCCCAGAGCCUGGGCUCCUUCGUGCACUGCGAGCCCUGCGACGAGAAAGCCCUCUCCAUGUGCCCCCCCAGCCCCCUGGGCUGCGAGCUGGUCAAGGAGCCGGGCUGCGGUUGCUGCAUGACUUGCGCCCUGGCCGAGGGGCAGUCGUGCGGUGUCUACACUGAGCGCUGCGCCCAGGGGCUGCGCUGCCUCCCCCGGCAGGACGAGGAGAAGCCGCUGCACGCCCUGCUGCACGGCCGCGGGGUUUGCCUCAACGAGAAGAGCUACCGCGAGCAAGUCAAGAUCG